AUGUUAGGAAGAAAGAAAAGUCGUCGCUGCCCACAGCAGCACCCACAGACGGAGCAGCAGCAGCAACAGCAGCAGCAACAGCAGCAGCAACAGCAGCAGCAGCAAGAGCUGCAGCAGCCGCAGAAGCAGCAAAACCGGCUGCAGCAACAACAUCAGCUGGGGCAGCAACAGCUGGAGCAGCAGCAGCAGCACCAGACUCAACGGCCAAAACAGCUGAAGCUGCAGCAGCAGCUGCAGCAGCAGCAACAGCAGCAGCAGCAACAGCAGCUGCAGCAGCAGCAAGCAGAUCUCAUGGAGGAAACACUUCCUCCUCGAUCGUAG
Eimeria necatrix is the source of this 321-nucleotide messenger RNA. RefSeq lists its product as hypothetical. Lineage: Eukaryota; Apicomplexa; Conoidasida; Eucoccidiorida; Eimeriidae. The transcript has 2 exons. Bases 1 to 321 code for a protein of 106 amino acids. The record is from RefSeq and is a predicted model, not a curated record.